Molecule: messenger RNA, 1673 nt
Organism: Scatophagus argus
Lineage: Eukaryota; Metazoa; Chordata; Actinopteri; Scatophagidae
Product: retinol dehydrogenase 12-like
Exons: 7
Coding region: 147-1043 (298 amino acids)
Source: RefSeq, a predicted model, not a curated record
UCAAGUGUUAAUAUUUGCGACACAUCCGCACCACCAAUUUUCAACACACCGACGCCUUUACGGAAGUUCGGUGCUGUUGAACGUGAGACCAGAAGUUUGUAUUCAGAUUUUGAGUACAGCCAGCCUGGCUGCUGUGGGAAAGUGAGAUGCAAGCUAUAAGAAGUUUCUUUCGGGCUCCCUGGUCCUCUGCUCAAAGGUUAGAUGGCAAAACUGUGGUCAUCACUGGUGCCAACGCUGGUAUUGGCAAAGAGACCGCCAUCGACUUGGCGAAGAGAGGGGCAAGGGUCAUCAUGGCAUGCCGCGACAUGGGGAGAGCACAGGCCGCCGCAAAAGAUGUCACUGAGAGUUCAGGCAACAAAGACGUUGUCUGCAUGAAACUAGACUUGGCAGAUAGCAAGUCGAUAAGAGAAUUCGCUGAAGCCAUCAACCAAGAAGAGCCCAAACUCAACAUCCUCAUCAACAAUGCUGGUGUAAUGGCUUGUCCUUAUGGGAAAACCGCAGAUGGCUUCGAGAUGCAGAUCGGUGUCAAUCACAUGGGUCACUUCCUGUUGACAUAUUUGUUGACUGACCUGAUUAAGAAAUCGGCACCAGCCAGGAUCGUCACAGUGUCUUCCAUGGCUCACUCCUGGGGUCCCAUCAACCUCGAAGACAUUAACAGUGAGAAGAGAUAUGACAAAUGGAAAGCCUACUACCAGAGCAAGCUAGCCAAUGUCCUCUUCAGUCGCUCUUUGGCUAAGAGACUAGAAGGCACAGGUGUGACGACAUAUUCCCUCCACCCUGGAGUCAUCCAGACUGAUUUAUGGCAUCAUCUGAGUGGCAUUGAACAGUUUUUCAUAAAGAUGGCCAGACCCUUCACCAAAAACUCUGUGCAGGGAGCUCAGACCACCAUUUACUGUGCAGUGGAACCAUCAUUGGAGAAAGAGAGCGGUGGAUACUACAGUGACUGUGCUCCUGCCGAUUGCUCAGCGGCCGGUAAAGACGACGACCUGGCGCAGAAGUUGUGGGAGCUGAGCUGUCAGCAGCUGUCGAUAACGUGGGAAUGAAGCAUUUAAAAUGAAAUGCAUCACAGUCUGUUGUGUUUGUUUACUAACUGGUAUAAUACAUCUAAUCUCUCUACUGACUGCCAAGAAAUAAUGUGCAAAAGAUUAUCAAUAACAGUAGUUUUCUUAUUGUCAUGUACUUUGCCAACACUUCCUGUAUGCAUUUGUUUUACACACUACCAUACAUAUGUAUUUGUAUAUGGCACUAUUUUUAAUUAAGGGAAUAAUAAUGGAUAUUGGAUAUUUGGCUCAAAAGAAAACCCUUUCCAAUGAGUCACACUACUGUUAUGUACAAGUUAAAUGUUUCAAAUUUUUUUCCUCCACCUCUGACAUUAAACUCAGUGUUGCACUCUAUGUUUUUGCUAUUGCCUUGAACAUUAUGGAUAUUUCAAUCAAUUGGGUGCAAAGAAUCUAUCAAGCAAUCAGUCAAAAUUACGCAUUAUAAUGUUAUGAAUACAUUGUGAUAGAUUAUUGUAUCGUUUCUCCACUGAUUUUGGUUUAUUAUCUACUGCAGUUCCCCGAGUUCGUCAUUUUUACUAUGAGAUAAUGUCAUAGUGAUAAUUAUUUUUGCAUCUGAUUUGGGCAGAGAAUGUACCAUAUUGAUUUUCGAGAAUAAAGGUCUGAACAAAUUGC